AUGAGUCAGACACUGUUUGGCUUCAACAAAUCGCGCAUCAUUAUGGCCGCCGGACUGGCAGGUGCUGCUUUCAUAGGAUAUUGUAUUUAUUUCGAUUAUGCUCGAAGAUCGGCCCCAGAUUACAAGGAGAAAAUUCGACAAAACCGUCGUGAGAAGGCCAGGGCUCGUGGUGGAGGUGCAGCAGCAGGUCGGAGCGGCGCUGUUUCCUCGCAACUACCUGAUCCUUCGGAUUCGGCGUCUAUGCAGGCGUACUUCUUACAAGAAGUACAACUUGGAGAGGAGUUCAUGGCUAGUGGCAAUGUUGAAGAAGGCGCAAUACAUAUAGCAAACGCCAUCGCGCUUUGCGGGCCAUCGCAGCAGCUGUUACAAAUAUUCCAACAGACGUUGCCUGCUGAACAAUACGCAGCAGUCAUUGAACAGUUGCCACAUACUCGUGCGCGAUUGGCUGCAAUGUUUGGCGAAGCAGCAGAAGCAGCCGAAUCUCAGCACCCGGCAGUGAUUUGUCCAGCGGAAGAAUUACCACCUGCUCAGGUAAAAUAG
This is a messenger RNA of Angiostrongylus costaricensis, 540 nucleotides long. NCBI's taxonomy places the organism in Eukaryota, Metazoa, Nematoda, Chromadorea, Rhabditida, Metastrongylidae. The record is from the annotation of a GenBank genome assembly.